UGUUUCAAAAUGUAAGGUUAUGUCAUUUGUCAAAUUAAAAUUUUUAACAAAAUAAUGAAAAUUCACUGAUAUCAAUACACAAGUUUGUGGUUUCGUUUUGUGGCGCGAAUUAUUAUUAUGUUGUGAUCCUAAUCAGCUCAAGGACUGAUAACCUAACCCACAUUUAUUGGCAUUCAUUAGAUAGUUUAGAAUGGUGAUAGCACUCGAGACAUCAUGAGCGAUCUAAUCCAAUUCAUUAAUUGUAAAAUCUUGCGAGACCAUAAAAUCAUCAAGGAGGAUUUGUGGGUGCGAAAUGGUAAAAUCAUAAAUCCGGAAAGAAUCUUUUUCGACGAGAAAAUCCAAGCAUCGAGGAAAAUCGACUGCAAUGGCCUUAUUAUAGCCCCAGGAUUCAUCGAACUGCAAAUUAAUGGGGGCUUUGGGCACGACUUCUCCUUCAAUACUGAAAACCUAGAAAAGGGGCUCAAUCUCGUAUCUAAGAAUCUUCUAUCACAUGGCGUAACGGCCUAUUGCCCCACUCUAGUAACCUCCCCGAGGGAAAUUUACCACAAAAUCGUGCCCAAAAUCAGAAAGAGUCAAGGCGGGGUUCAUGGGGCCACAAUUCUGGGCGUGCACACCGAAGGGCCGUUCAUCAACGUGGAAAAGAAGGGGGCGCACCCCCCGAAUUGUAUCAAAGGAUUUGAUAAAGGCUUACAAAGCGUCGAAGACAUGUACGGAAACUUGGACAAUAUUAAAAUAAUCACCUUGGCCCCCGAACUGACAAAUGCUGACGAAGUAAUCAGGAAAUUGUCACAAAAAGGAAUCGUGGUUUCCGUUGGACAUUCCAUGGCGAAUUUAUCAGAGGGUGAAAAAGCGAUCAAUUGUGGGGCUUCCCUCAUAACCCAUCUCUUCAACGCAAUGCUUCCUUUCCACCACCGCGACCCAGGCCUUGUGGGGCUCCUAACGUCCAAGAAAAUCCCCCCCGGGAAGACAGUUUAUUUCGGGAUCAUCGCCGAUGGGGUCCACACACACCCUGCAGCCCUACGAAUCGCCCACAGAGUCCACCCCGAAGGCCUAGUUCUAGUAACAGACGCAAUUGCAGCCCUAGGGCUCGCUGAGGGGAACUACAAUCUAGGCCAAUUCGAGAUUGAAGUCCGAAAUGGAAGGGCUUACAUCGCCAAAACUGACACUUUAUGUGGGAGCAUAGCCUCGAUGAUAGAGUGUGUCAGGUCGUUUUUGACAUCAACAGGUUGUUCAGUUGAGUAUGCGUUAGAAGCGGCCAGUUUGCAUCCAGCUAAGGCCCUAGGUAUUGAAAGUGUCAAAGGGACGUUGAAUUUCGGAGCCGACGCUGAUUUUAUUAUGUUGGAUGAGAAACUUGAGCUAAAAUCGACGUGGAUUGCCGGAGAGAAGGUUUACAGCAAGUGAAAUGAUCCCAAAACGAAACUGUGUCUUAAAAAUGACUCUUUUGUAUUUUAAUAAAGUUUUAUUGAACUGUU
Molecule: messenger RNA, 1472 nt
Organism: Tribolium madens (black flour beetle)
Lineage: Eukaryota; Metazoa; Arthropoda; Insecta; Coleoptera; Tenebrionidae
Product: N-acetylglucosamine-6-phosphate deacetylase
Exons: 6
Coding region: 214-1401 (395 amino acids)
Biological process (GO): N-acetylglucosamine catabolic process
Molecular function (GO): N-acetylglucosamine-6-phosphate deacetylase activity
Source: RefSeq, a predicted model, not a curated record